Molecule: messenger RNA, 450 nt
Organism: Rhagoletis pomonella (apple maggot)
Lineage: Eukaryota; Metazoa; Arthropoda; Insecta; Diptera; Tephritidae
Product: possible lysine-specific histone demethylase 1-like
Exons: 2
Coding region: 58-273 (71 amino acids)
Source: RefSeq, a predicted model, not a curated record
CCACACAAAUUUAUUUUUAAGUCCGAUCACUGAAUAACAGAUGUUUGGGGCAAUCCAAUGACUAUACUAAGCAAACAAAUUGGAAUGGAGAUAGUGCAGGUUAGGCUAGCAUGUCCGCUAUAUGGAGCUUGUGGAAAACCUGUGCCCAAGCAUAAGGACGAUAUGGUAGAACGUGAAUUCAAUCGACUUCUUGAGUCCGCCAGAUAUCUGUCUCAUCAGCUAGACUUUAUCUACGCCUACGAUGACCUAUACAUACAGCUAUACAGCGAUUAGGAUAUCAAGGUUAAUUAACUAGUUUUAAAUAUUCUAGUUUAGUAGUCAAUAGUAGUGUAUGGAUGUAUGUUUAUGUAUUUACCUAUACAUAUACAUAAAAGCAGAAAAAGUUUAUCAUAUUUGGCAAGGUUGAAAGAAACCUAAAUUUUUGUAAACCUUAAUAAUUAAUUUUUAACU